This is a messenger RNA of Eleginops maclovinus (Patagonian blennie), 3168 nucleotides long. RefSeq names its product pleckstrin homology domain containing, family A (phosphoinositide binding specific) member 3 (gene plekha3). The record is from RefSeq and is a predicted model, not a curated record. The coding region runs from base 205 to 981 and encodes 258 amino acids. The transcript has 11 exons. NCBI's taxonomy places the organism in Eukaryota, Metazoa, Chordata, Actinopteri, Perciformes, Eleginopidae. Gene Ontology annotation, cellular component: recycling endosome; early endosome; trans-Golgi network. Gene Ontology annotation, biological process: retrograde transport, endosome to Golgi; endosome organization; receptor recycling.
CCCCAUCAGCUGACAGCUCACACGUUAGCUUUAUCUUCAACCAGAUUAUCAACUUUUUAGCACCAACCAAACCUCAGAAUGACGUCAUCCUACCAACACUCCCAGUCAGAUGUCAGAGAGCACAAACUGGUCUCCCUCUGUUUCCACGCGGAGACCUGAAGAUGGGGCUCUGUGUUGUGUAGAGAGAGAAGCUAACAGGCUAACAUGGAGGGGGUUCUCUACAAGUGGACCAACUACAUGACAGGCUGGCAGCCGCGCUGGUUCGUGCUGCAGAGCGGAGUCAUCUCUUACUAUGACAGCGAGGACGACGUGGGCAAGGGAAGCAAAGGGUCCAUCAAGAUGUCCGUGUGUGAGAUCAAAGUUCAUCCGACAGACGCCACUCGUCUGGACCUGAUUAUCCCCGGCGAGCAGCAUUUCUACGUGCGGGCGGUGAACGCAGCGGAGAGGCAGCGCUGGCUCGUGGCUUUAGGGUCGUCCAAAGCUGGGACUCUGGACAGCCACAAACACAAAGGUCCAGACUGUCUGAAGACGAAGAUGUCUGAGCUCCGUCUGUACUGCGACCUCCUCGUCCAACAGGUCCAAACCAUCCAAUCGCAGCACAGCGCCGACACUGAGGACCCGCCCACCUCUGAGGCCUCCCUGCUCAGUGCGACCUGUACCACCUUCAUCAGGACCCUGGAGGAAUGCAUGACGCUGGCCAACCGGAGUCUGACCCCCGACCUCCGACCUCCUGAGAGGAUGAAGAGGUCCAUCAGUCACCCGGGGACCUACAGCUUCGACCGGUCAGGCGUGCUGAAAGAGUAUGUGAGUGGAGGUCAGAGGUCGUCGCAGCGCAGGAACCGGACCUGCUCCGACAGCUCCGUGUACGACGCCGAGCGUGUGACACUCAGUGUGAACGGCGACUCGUCCUCCAUCCCAGAGGAGAGAGGAGGCAGUGCCAAGACCCCGCCCACCGACACAGACACUGACCUCUCCAUCUGAUCACACACACACAUACACACACACACACACACACACAAUGAAGGACUCCUGAUGCUCAGACCCUCACAGAGGAAAGAGGAAGGACCAUAUAAGGAUUGGCAGUGUUUCCUGCAGCAGUCUGAGUACAGAAACACUGGAUUAGUGUGUGUGUGUGUGUGUGUGUGUGUGUGUGUGUGUGUGUGUGUGUGUGUGUGUGUUUUUCGGCAGGAAAUCCCCCCGGACAGUACCGGGCCUUUCUUCAACACACAUCUCUACAUGUCCCCCCCCCCCCCAGCAGGAGGAAGGACUUGGACACUUUGAGGAAAUUUAGACGCCAACGUUUGCACAGAUGUAAUUAGCUCCGUGUGUGUGUGUGUGUGUGUGUGUGUGUGUGUGUGUGUGUGUGUGUGUGUGUGUGUGUGUGUGUGUGUGUGUGUGUGUGUGUGUGUGUGUGUGUGUGUGUGUGUGUGUGUGUGUGUGUGUGUGUGUGUGCUGCCUCUUAGUGUGGCCCUGAGGGCUCAAACGCUCUCAGGGCCGUCAUCAGUGUUUCUCUGGAGCUGCUCAGCACAUUCUGAAGCGGGUUAGAGAUUAAUCCAAACUACAAAGCAACAGAAAAGAGCUGCAGCAAGGAGUCCUAAAACCUUGACAUCACUUCCUGUCCACUGGUCUGGAGGUCAAUGGUUCUCUGAGUGUGUCGGCUCUCCCUAAGGUCUGAUGAAGAGAUGUUAGAAACAGAGGUCGUCUUCAGCUCCACAGGGAUGAAGACUGAAGAUGCUGCUGCCACCUGUGCACUGCAAGAUAAAACAGCAGCUCAUUACCUGAACACACACACACACACACAUCCUGGAACGGAGCAGUCAGAGAAACGGAGGUUCCUCAGGUGUGGAGAUGAAUGCAGUGCAGCAGCUGGAGUCUGCAGAGACCCAACCCAAGCUGCUGCGCCCCCCCUCCCUAACCCGCUGCGCUGCCUGCUACAACCACAAGGCCAACUCCCUGCUGCGCUGGGGCGGGGGAGACGGGGAGUCAAGCUCCUCCGCAGAGGACUCGGGACCAGAGUGGGGGUCCGAUGGUGAGUCCUCCUCUUCUACCUCCAGCAGCUCCGAGGAGGAGAAGGAGGGAGAGGAAGUGGAGAGACAGGAAGUGGAGAGACAGGAAGUGGAGAGACAGGAAGUGGAGAGACAGGAAGUGGAGAGACAGGAAGUGGAGAGACAGGAAGUAGAGAGACAGGAAGUGGAGAGACAGGAAGUGGACAUCAGGACGAAGACGAGGAGAAAGACGCUCGUCAAAUCUUCCUCCCUCCCCUCCUCCUUCUCCUCCCCCCGCCUCACCCCUCUGUCACUGCUUCCCCACCCUCACACCGUCGUCUCCACCCUGCACCUGGAGGUGUCAACAGACCCUGCCUCUUCCUCCCACCUCCACAGGCGGCAGGAGGAGAUGUGGGGGGGGGCAGGAGCUCAGUGGAACCAAAGAUGGCCGCCGUCUCUGCAGCAACACCUCCCUCCUCCCCCCCCGCACACACUUCCUGUUUCUCACCCAGUCAUGCUUCACGCACCUCUGCAGGCCCUGAAUGCACCGUACCCUCCUUUUAAUGCACCGUACCCUCCUUUUAAUGCAUCACACACACCUUUUAAUGCAUCACACACACCUUUUAAUGCAUCACACACACCUUUUAAUGCAUCACACACACCUUUUAAUCCACCACACACACCUUUUAAUCCACCACACACACUUUUUAAUGCAUCACACACACCUUUUAAUCCACCACACACACCUUUUAAUCCACCACACACACUUUUUAAUGCAUCACACACACCUUUUAAUCUAACGCACACACAGAUGCAGGCCCUGAAUGCACCACACACACAGAUGCAGGCCCUGAAUGCACCACACACACAGAUGCAGGCCCUGAAUGCACCACACACACAGAUGCAGGCCCUGAAUGCACCACACACACAGAUGCAGGCCCUGAAUGCACCACACACACAGAUGCAGGCCCUGAAUGCACCACACACACAGAUGCAGGCCCUGAAUGCACCACACACACAGAUGCAGGCCCUGAAUGCACCACACACACAGAUGCAUGUGUACCCGUGUCUCUCCCCCUCACUCUUCCCUUACUCACAUUAGACUCGUUAGGAUGUAUGAGAGCUUAACGAGGGGGGGGGGGUGACUUCAGGAAUUUAAAGAAAAUAAAAAGUUUGUCAAGUU